AUGUUUCCCAUUCUUUUACUUCAAAUUUGCUACCCAGAUGGUGUUUUUGUCAAUGGUGUACGUCAUCCUUAUGAAAGGUCUUUUCCAAUCAUCUCUUGCUGGGAUGACACCAUAUUGUUAGAGAUUACCACGUUAGAAGCUCGUGCAAGUGGUUUUGGGCUGGGCAGGGCAAGGGCACGCCUAAUAGAUAAAGAACCUGAGAUUGUAGUUAAUUUAUUGGAAUUACCUGAAGACGAUGAACAAAUGUUAACAUCUAAAGUCUUGCAAACUUUUAAAGAUACAACACAACAGCUGAAUUACCCAUCAGGCGAGGAAGAUCCUCCAAAGGAGGCACUUGGGGACACUAUAGAAAGUGUGGGCUUGAAAUUGAAUAGUCCCCUAGUUGAAUACCCAUGUGAGGAUGCAGCUGAGCACAAUAAUGAUAGUCCUUCACCCUCCGUUGAACGGAAUGAUGAGGGUGAAGAAACUAAAGCUUGCGAAGCUUCUAAAGCUUAUAAAGCUUCUGAAGAUGAGGAUGAGGGGGGACGCGUCAACAUUAGAGACUAUACAAAGAGGAAGAUCACAAAAAUUCCAUUGUACCAAAAAAUAACCAACAAGCUCAUUUUCCUGUUGCUUCAAGAAGACAUGAAGAACGUCAAAAUAACAGAAGAACACAUAAAAAACGCUGACCUGAUUCCCUUCAUUUUCUCUCAACUCCAACACCAAACAAUCUCAAAAAUGUUAUUCAAAAUCACACCCCAUGCCUUACUGAGCCUGGCACUGGCCGGAAUCCUCAUCGGAGCUCUAGUAGGAAUUGCAACCGCCCAAAACUGUGGCUGCGCCGCCGGCCUCUGCUGCAGUCAGUUCGGAUUCUGCGAUCAGGGUCCAGAUUUUUGUGGGACCGGAUGUCAAUCUGGGUCCUGCACAGGCUCCAAUGGGGUAGUGGUGGGUGAUAUAGUUACGGAUGCGUUCUUCAACGGAAUAAUUAAUCAGGCCACCGGAGAUUGUCCUGGCCGGGGAUUCUACACCCGUCAAGCGUUUCUUCAGGCCCGAGAAUUGUUCACUGCGUUUGGAACUAUCGGCUCUGAGGAUGAUUCGAAGAGAGAAAUUGCUGCCUUUUUUGCUCACGCAACUCAUGAGACCUUUACCCAUUUCUGUAAAAUAGAAGAAGUAAACGGGGCUUCUCAAAACUACUGCGAUCCAACAAAAACACAAUACCCAUGUGCUGCCGGCAAGCAAUAUUUCGGGCGAGGACCGAUCCAGCUUUCGUGGAACUACAAUUAUGGACCCGCCGGCGAACGCCUUGGUUUUGAUGGUUUGAACAAUCCCGAGAUCGUGGCGACAGAUCCUUUAGUGUCUUUCAAAACAGCUUUGUGGUUUUGGAUGACGAAUGUUCAUCCAGUAGUGACAACCGGUCAAGGGUUUGGGGCCACGACCAGGAAGAUUAAUGGUGAUUUAGAGUGUGAUGGGAAAAGGCCGGAUCUUGUUAAUGCUAGAAUUGGGUAUUAUAGAGAUUAUUGCAGUCAGUUUGGGGUUGAUCCUGGUUCUAAUCUCUCUUGUUAGAACUAUAGAAAGAAAUAAGAAUUUUAUUGAUGUAAUACAAUAAAUUUAGCUGAAAAAUAAGAGAAUAAGUUUGGGCUUGUAACUUGUCAAUUUCUUUUUGAAGAAAUAUAAUAAUUAAUUUUAUUUUAAGUUUAACA
Molecule: messenger RNA, 1679 nt
Organism: Impatiens glandulifera
Lineage: Eukaryota; Viridiplantae; Streptophyta; Magnoliopsida; Ericales; Balsaminaceae
Product: endochitinase EP3-like
Exons: 6
Coding region: 1-1542 (513 amino acids)
Biological process (GO): cell wall macromolecule catabolic process; chitin catabolic process
Molecular function (GO): chitinase activity; chitin binding
Source: RefSeq, a predicted model, not a curated record